This is a messenger RNA of Gastrolobium bilobum, 823 nucleotides long. RefSeq names its product MADS-box protein SVP-like. Bases 1 to 630 code for a protein of 209 amino acids. The transcript is spliced from 8 exons. Gene Ontology annotation, molecular function: DNA-binding transcription factor activity, RNA polymerase II-specific; RNA polymerase II cis-regulatory region sequence-specific DNA binding; protein dimerization activity. Gene Ontology annotation, cellular component: nucleus. Lineage: Eukaryota; Viridiplantae; Streptophyta; Magnoliopsida; Fabales; Fabaceae. Gene Ontology annotation, biological process: positive regulation of transcription by RNA polymerase II. The record is from RefSeq and is a predicted model, not a curated record.
AUGACAAAGCCGAAGAUAGAAAUAAAGAAGAUUGACAACAUUGCAGCUAGGCAGGUGACUUUUUCUAAGAGGAAGAGAGGGCUUUUCAAGAAGGCUCGGGAGCUUUCAACUCUUUGUGAUGCUGAGAUAGCUCUCAUAGUCUUUUCUGCUUCGAGCAAGCUCUUCGAAUUCGCUAGCUCAAGUGUGGAGCAGGUGGUUGAAAGGUACAAUCUGCAUCCAAGCACUGAAAGAUUACAACACUCAUCUGAAGAGCUGCAGGUAAGAUCCUCUUUCCACUUCGUGCUGCGCAAGGAAGUGGCAGAUAGGACUCUUGAACUGAGGAAGCUGAACGGGGAAGAUCUGCAAGGAUUAAAAAUUCGAGAAUUACAGAAACUAGAGAAACUACUAGGAAAAGGCUUGACCCGUGUUUCAAAAGCAAAGGAUGAAAGACUUGUAAAUGAUAUCAAAGCGCUCAAGAAAAAGGGAGUCGAAAUAGCGCAAGAGAACCAACGACUGAAACAGAUACAAGGUCUUGCAAACGAUCAAGGGCAGUCAUCUAAGUCAACCAUGAUUUGCAGCACAUCAAAUCGUGCUAAAGACUCUGAUAAUCACGAUGAUUCUCUCAACUUGGGGUUGCCUUUGUUCAAAUGAAAAGAAAAUGUUUGGAAGAGUAGGAGCAUAGAUGUGUAUGAAGAAUAAUAGAUGCCAAAACAACUUGAAUAAUGAGAUGUAUAUGAAAUUGCACAGAGCAAAGGGUAGAUCCCCUGUAAUGUAUGUAGUUGGAACUAUCAGUUACUAACCCUCCAUAUAUCAAUUUCGUUCUAAGUUUAAGGAACACGAAGAA